Molecule: messenger RNA, 625 nt
Organism: Chelonia mydas (Green sea turtle)
Lineage: Eukaryota; Metazoa; Chordata; Testudines; Cheloniidae
Product: ferritin heavy chain
Exons: 4
Coding region: 52-528 (158 amino acids)
Biological process (GO): iron ion transport; intracellular iron ion homeostasis
Cellular component (GO): cytoplasm
Molecular function (GO): ferric iron binding; ferrous iron binding
Source: RefSeq, a predicted model, not a curated record
CUGGAGUACAGACCUGUGCUCUGCCUCUACGCCUCCUACGUGUGCCUCAGCAUGUCUUUCUAUUUUGACCGGGAUGAUGUGGCUCUAAAGAACUUUGCCAAGUAUUUCCUGCAUCACUCCCACGAGGAGCGUGAGCAUGCUGAAAAACUCAUGAAGCCGCAGAACCAGAGGGGCAGUCGCAUCUUUUUGCAGGACAUCAAGAAACCAGAUCGUGAUGAUUGGGAGAAUGGACUGACAACAAUGGAGUGUGCCUUGCACCUGGAAAAGAAUGUGAACCAGUCACUCCUUGAUCUGCACAAGCUGGCAACUGACAAGAAUGACCCUCAUUUGUGUGACUUCAUUGAAACUGUCAUGCACCACAGAAAUCUGCUUAGACUCCACUGGUUAGGAGCGAAAGGGUUAACGGACAGCAGCAGCGCAGUGGACCCCAGCAAUGAAAAGGUUAAUAGACGGUGUCAGUCUUGUGCAGCACCAAAAGACUUCCUGCACAAUGGGGGCACAGCGGGUAUGGCCAAGAACCAGCAGUGAAAGAUGUCAGAGUACAGUUCUUAAUACAGACAAACAGUGUAAAGCUGCCUCAGAGGCUUUUAUUUAUGCUCAAAUAAAUUUGUUAGUCUCUAAGGUG